AUGAUAAAACAUAACCUUACACAUUUUUUAAAAAAUAGUAAAUUUAAUAAUUGUAAUGUGUUGUUAAAAUCAAAUAGUUUUGCGAUUAAUAGUUUCAAAUCACCAAAUCAUAUCAAUAGAUUCAAUGGUUUACUAAAUUUAAAUAGACAAUUUACAAGUAAUAAUCAUAAUCAUGACAUCAAUAAAAAAUUAAUAAAUGUAGAUAAUAAUAUUAUUAAAGAAGAUAAUUUAAAACAAUCCGAAGAUGCCCUCAAUAAAAUAUUUAUAAAUUCAUCGAUUCAAUACACAUCAAUGGGAAUAUUAUAUUCAAUGUUUAUUAGUUAUUUUCAAGUUCUUCCUGAUAAAAUAGGUUUUUUUGGUGGUAUUUGUGGUAUAGCUGCCUCUCUUUACUUUUUUUUAAAAAAACCAGUUCAAACCAUAGUUCAUCAAGAUCAAAACAGUGACUUUAAAGUAUCCUUUCCUAAAUACCACCAAGUUCAUAAAAUUUCAUAUACAACUCUUUUUGUAUCGUGUGGUUUGAUUAUGAGCUCCCUAAGGACGGUAUUUCCAGAAUCUGAACUGAUUUUUACUUUAGUUUAUGGAGGUUUAUCAACAAUUCUAUUAUCAUUCUUAACAUCAAGAAAUAACUCUAAAAGCUUUUAUAGACCAUUACAAAUGAUGACUGCAAGCACAGUUGGUUUAUUUUUGGCUUUGAAUGCCUUUAAACCUACAUUAAUAGGACCAGAUGCUCCUCAAAUAGUUUCCGAGAUGUUUAAUCCAGUAAAUGAAAUACCUAUUUUAUUGGGUUGUGCUUUUUUUAUGUUACUUCAUACAUGUACUGUAAUAAGUGCAGUAAGAGUAAUAAAAAAAAACGGUGUACAUGAUCCCAUUAGAGUUUCAAUGCCAUUAAUUGCAGGAUUUUCAGUAUUUUAUGUAAUAUCUCCCAUUUUUUGGUUCACAUUAAUAUCUUUCUGUGUAUAUAUGGCCUUUUUAAUAGACGACGCAUUUAAUGGAGGAAGCCAGAAACAACAACAAAAAGAAGAAUAA
Messenger RNA from Dictyostelium purpureum, 1026 nucleotides. RefSeq lists its product as uncharacterized. The coding region runs from base 1 to 1026 and encodes 341 amino acids. NCBI's taxonomy places the organism in Eukaryota, Evosea, Eumycetozoa, Dictyosteliales, Dictyosteliaceae. The transcript has a single exon. The record is from RefSeq and is a predicted model, not a curated record.